GGGAUUGCCAUUGAAGCAUCUUUCUCCACGGUGACGCGACGCUGACAGAAUGACCCUCAUGCAGGGAGUGCUUCGUCGGUUCCUUCGUCAUGAAGUGAGCUCAACGACAGCAAUGCAUGCGUUGCCUCGGUGGCAACAACAUGCGCUGCGGCCACGCGGGAUGGGAUUCCACCACAGCCGCCGUCACAAGUCAUCGCUGCCAGUCCUGCAUCACGCUUCGGCAACCGACGACGACGAAUACGACAGCGAAGACGAGUUUGAAUCGAUCAAAAAGGCUGACUGGUUCGAACGCGCGAUCAAUCUCACGCCCGCUGAGCGACGACUCAAGUUCACCAAGAAGCAUCAGCCAGUCAUGUCCAAGCAGCGUCCAGCGCCUGACGACUCGAAUGUCCAGGAGGACGGGCCGUCGUUUUCGUUGGAUUUAUCCAUGUACGACGACGCCAAGCCAGACGUCGCGGGCCGACCCACUCGAUUGGGCGACAUGUCCACCGAGGAAGUCGAUGCGUGGCUCGAGGACUUUGAAAUCCCCGACGAAGCGGCCAAAUUGAACAAACCCCCCGCCGAAGUCCGGCACUUGUACGCCAAGCAACUGCGUCUCGAGCAAGCGAUUUACGAAUUGUCGUUGGAAAAGCUGCAAAAAACCACGCAGAGCGUCGCGGAGCUGUCCAAGGGCGCCGAAGUCGGCACGGCCAAGGCGUACAUGGCGAAAUGGGAUGGGCCGAUGGUGCGCGCGAUUGUCGAGCUCAAAAAAGCCCUGGCAGACGAAGACAACACCGACUACAUUGUCGACGGCAAGUUGUUUGGCCCGAUCUUGUUCCUGCUGCCCCCCGAAGUGUUGGCGCAGAUCGUGAUCAAGACUGCGUUGAACCACGUGCUGUUGGAAGUAGAUGGCGUCAAGUUUAUCAAAAUCACGCUUGGGCUCGGCAAAGAGAUUCAGGACGAAAUCAUCGACCGCCGCGCGAAAAUGAACAAGAACAGCAGACACAAAUACGCUUCGACCAACUACUACAACAAAAGUACAAGCAGUACUAGUACUACUACUAGCGACAAGCAACCCGCAGAAGAUGGCAAGCACGCGUACUUUUCCAAGGUGCUCAAGGACCUCAAGCCCCCGAUGCGGGACAAAGCUGUCAAGUACUUUGAAGACGCAGGAUCGUGGAGCAAAGAGAUUCAGCUCAAACUGGGCUCGGCAUUGUUGGAUUUGCUGGAGAACAACUGCUACGAAGACGGCAGCCAAAGCGACGCCGACGUGUUGACCCGCCGCGAACGCCCCACGUCACAUUUUCAGGAAGACUACCCCAUGCCCCAGAAACGAAACAAGGCGUUCCUUCACUCGGUCAAGUAUGAGAACAACCGCCGGUAUGGGAUCAUUCAGUGCAGCCCCGCCGUGUACAAACGGAUUAUGGACGGCGAUGUGUUUUUGCCCGGGUUUGCACGAUACUUGCCCAUGGUGGUGCCCCCCAAACACUGGAAAGGCGUCGACAACGGUGGGUACUUGACGAUUCCGACGAAAAUUAUGCGACACCGUGACUCGGGCAAGUGGCAACUGCAAUGUGCUGCGCGGGGGGAAAUGUCGGACGUUAUCCGGUCGCUGAACCUCCUCGCCGACAUUCCAUGGGUCAUCAACCGGGAAGUGCUCGAGGUGGUCAUGGACGUGUGGAAAGCGGGCGGCGACUUUGGCGACUUGCCGCCGCGACGGGACCUGCCCAUGCCCGUGGAGCCGACAAUCGACGCGUACAUGGAUAUGGCGGAUGUCGAAGCGCGCGACGCCAAGUUCAAAGAAGAUAUCGACACGUAUCGCAAGACGUGCAAAAAGGUAGAAAAGAAGAACCGAGAGUACAACUCGCUGCGGUGCGACACCGUGUACAAACUGCAAGUGGCCGAAGAAUUCCAGCACGAAGAAGCGAUUUACUUUCCGUAUAAUAUGGACUUUCGUGGCCGCGUGUAUCCGAUUCCGCCGAAUUUGAACCACUUGGGCAGCGACAUGUCUCGCUCGUUGUUGAUCUUCAAAGACAAAAAGCCGCUGGGGCCACACGGGUUGUACUGGCUCAAGGUGCAUUUGGCCGGGUUGUACGGAAUCGACAAGUGUUCCUUUGACGAUCGCGUCAAGUUUGUGGACGAGCACAUGCCGCAGAUCCUCGCAAGUGCCGCGUCCCCCCUCGGCGACUCGGAGGACUGCCGGUGGUGGCAGCAAGCCGAAGCGCCGUUCCUGUCGCUCGGGGUUGUGUUUGAACUCGCCCGCGCGGUUCAAUCCCCCGACCCGGAGAUGUACCUGAGUAACGUGCCCGUGCACAUGGAUGGCUCGUGCAACGGCCUCCAGCAUUAUGCUGCUUUGGGUCGGGAUCAAGCCGGCGCCGAACAAGUUAACUUGGUCAAAGCCGACAAGCCCCAAGACGUGUACACGGGCGUGGCGACGCGCGUGGUCGAGCAGAUGGAGCGGGAUGCCAACGCCCCCUUGCGAUCGUUUGACGAGUGUCUAGCCGAAGUGCGCAAAACCAAACAGGCCGAGUGGGCGACGCUCGUCGCGGCCUACAAAAACUACAUGUCGGACAACGCUGCGUACGACAAGAAGAAGGACAAGAAGGAACGCGGGGAUAAACGGCUCAAGCUGGGCCACCGCCCGAAAGAAGUGACAAAGCCGGACGAGGACGCGUUCUUCAAACGCCAAGCUAUGUUUCGGCAGCAAGAGAUUGCCAUCAACAAGGAGUACGCCAACAUGCUGCUGAGCCACAUUAGCCGCAAAGUGGUCAAGCAGACAGUUAUGACGUCCGUGUACGGUGUGACCGCGGUGGGCGCACGGCGGCAGAUUCAAACCCGCCUCGAAGAGAUCUUUUUGCUGCAAGGCCGUGAUGUGGACGAAGCGCUCGAGGAGAAGAUCUACCUGUCGGCCAAGUAUGCGUCCGACCUGACCAUGGGCAGCAUGACCAACUUGUUUGCCGCAGCCAGACAGAUUAUGACGUGGCUGUCCGAGUGUACGCAAAAGGUGGCGGACGAGGGCCAAAUGAUGAGCUGGAUCACGCCGCUGGGGCUGCCUGUGACCCAGCCGUACCGCCUCGAUGCGUCCAAGCUCGUGCGCACGUCCAAGCAGCACGUGGUGCUAACGCUGCCCGACUCGCGCAAGGUGAGCGUCGGCAAGCAAAAGACUGCGUUUCCCCCCAACUACGUGCACUCGCUCGAUUCGACGCACAUGAUGAUGACGUCGCUGAAAGUGAUUGGGGAAGAUAAACUCGAGUUUGCCGCCGUCCACGACAGUUACUGGACCCACGCGUGCUCGGUGCCCCAGAUGAACCGCCGCCUCCGCGAAGAGUUUGUCACGCUCUACUCGCAGCCGCUGCUCGCCGACUUGCGGGAACAACUGGUGUUGCGGUUCCCCAACCAGCAAUUCCCAGAGAUCCCACAGACUGGCGACCUCAACUUGAACGACGUGCUGGAGAGUCCGUACUUUUUCAAUUAAUCGCCCCAUUAUUUAACACAAUAACGUAAAAGUCCAAUGUAAGAUGCUCGAUCCAGUUUAAGGUGAGUUAGCCAAUCAAUUCCUACAAAGGCAG
This is a messenger RNA of Aphanomyces astaci, 3548 nucleotides long. RefSeq lists its product as hypothetical. Gene Ontology annotation, biological process: mitochondrial transcription. Gene Ontology annotation, cellular component: mitochondrial DNA-directed RNA polymerase complex. NCBI's taxonomy places the organism in Eukaryota, Oomycota, Saprolegniomycetes, Saprolegniales, Verrucalvaceae. Gene Ontology annotation, molecular function: DNA-directed RNA polymerase activity; DNA binding. The coding region runs from base 50 to 3454 and encodes 1134 amino acids. The transcript has 4 exons. The record is from RefSeq and is a predicted model, not a curated record.